GAAAAUCUGGGGUAUACUGCGACCACAACGAUCACAUGGUAUAUAUCCCACACUUUCCUUCAUUUCACCCCAACUCUCUUUUUCUCUCAAUUGGAAAACCAAAGAAACGAUGCAGCAUGAGCGAGCGGAAGGUUCUUCUCACCACAACGAGGCAUCUCCAUCUCCCAGCUUCAGCAGCUACUCCUCGGAGACGCUGGCGGAGAUCGCCGCCAGGGUGAUCGAGGAGCUCCGCCGCGACCCCCAUUCGGCCGCCGACGACGAAGCGCUCUUCCCGCCAUGGGAAAACGAGGAGCCGCCACAAGAAAACGAGGACUUCGAGUUCGCCUUCGUUUCCAGAGACCUGGCCUCGCCCGUAUCCGCCGACGACAUUUUCCUCAACGGCCAGAUCAGGCCCAUGUACCCAAUCUUCGGCUUCCCCUCAAACGCCGCCGUUUCGGGAGUGCCCAGCGCCAGCCACAGCCCCGAGAGACAACGUCGUCUGCCUCUCAGAAAACUAAUGUUCGAGGAGGGCGAAACGGCCUCCUGCUCCUCGUCAACGGACGACAGCCUUGACCUGGAGGGGGAAGCCGCCUACUGCGUCUGGACCCCCAAUUCCGUUGGGAGGGAACGGAAAAAGAGCAACUCCACGGGGUCCGCUUCCAAACGCUGGAAGCUUCGAGAUUUGCUUCUCAGGAGCCACAGUCAGGGCAAGAACAAACAACAACAACAACAACAUCAUGUGCCGUUUCAGAACGGAACGGAACACGGACGAGAACAGAACAAGAGAAACUCCUUCUUGCCUUACAGGCCCGAGUUAGUUGGACUUUUCGCUAAUGUCAAUGGCCUUGGUCGGAAUUUGCGUCCCUUUUGAUUUUUCAACCUUAAUCAUACAUUAAUUAUACUUUUUAUUCUUUUUUUUUUUUUUUAAAAAAAUUAAAUUCCAUCUCCUGCUUUAUUAGUUCCAUUUCGUGUUUUUCUUUGCCUUACGGGUGUAUUGUAAUUAAAGCGGAUGAGAUGUAUUAAUUCUUCUUCUUCUUUUUUUCUGUAAAUUCUGUGCAAAUUUUAAGGUUUUUUUUUCACCUGUCGUUCAGAUGUGAAGAUUUGUUCUACUAGUGAUGAGUUUUUCAAGUUUGUUGUAAUAUUUGACAUGGUAUGUUAGUGGAAUUUGUAUA
Molecule: messenger RNA, 1151 nt
Organism: Cajanus cajan (pigeon pea)
Lineage: Eukaryota; Viridiplantae; Streptophyta; Magnoliopsida; Fabales; Fabaceae
Source: RefSeq, a predicted model, not a curated record